AUGUCUUCCAAGAGAUCUGCAUAUUCUUAUUUUGUAAAAUGUUAUAUGAGUGAAGAAAGUAAUAAAGGAAACAAAACUCCCAGUUUUCAGCAAUUAUGUAUUGAAUUAUCACCCAUAUGGAACGAAUUGACUGAUGAGGAAAAAUAUAAGUACAAAGUUCUUGCUAAUCAAUAUAAUUCUAAACAAGUAACAAAACAGCCGUUGAAACAGACUAGUGAUCUACAGAAUGAUAGCCAUGUUUUUUGGAACAUGCAAAAAUAUUUAACCAAGAUGUUUGAUUGUAUACCUAACAAUGAGGAAUUAUUUAAGAAAAAGUUUAUUUUAUUGCACAUUAAUUGUCAUACUCAGGCUGAAGAAAAGUAUUAUUUUCCCGCUGAAAUAGCAGCAUUGGAAUUUAGUUUGAUAGAUGGUAUAUCUCGCACAUAUCAUCAAGUUAUUGGUAUUUCUAAAAUUUACCCAAGAGGUUAUGCUGGAAGCAUGAGAGAGUUUUCUGACCGAUUUCAUCAAAUUAUGUGUUUUAAUGAACAUCCAGAUGAUUAUCAACAAAUAUUAUUGGAAUUUUCAACAUUUUUAAAGGAUGGAAAAAUAAAUCAUGCAGAUUUACAAGAGGGCACAUUGGACUUACCAUAUUUAUUCACUAUAGAGUCAGAAGUUGGUACUAAUAUUAUGAAUACUAAAAAUAGCUUGGACAGACUAUACUCCACAGCUUACCCAAAAGUUGAUGCUGAACGUUGUAAGUCAAUAUUCAAAAUAGGAAGAACUGAGGAUUUAUUAUUGGAAAUCAAAAAAAAAUUAAAUCUUGAGUUGGAUCCACAAAAUUUAAGAUCAGGAAAAUCAAUUCAUGAAAUUAUAGAAUCUGAUAUGUAUGGAUGCGGUCUCGGUUGUAAGUUCCACGCAUUACGAGAAAUAGAAUACAAAUGUUCCAAAACUCGUGUUAUUCAAUGGAUGUCAAAUAUUUGUAAGUACGUAUGUACAAAUACUGGUUUAAGCCUUAAACCUGGUAAACACACAGCAACUGAAUUAAGAGAUGGUUCAAAAAUGAUAAUUGAAAAUGCACAUUUGCCUCUAUCAAGAGAAGAUCUACAUUUGAACUAA
Molecule: messenger RNA, 1095 nt
Organism: Macrosiphum euphorbiae (potato aphid)
Lineage: Eukaryota; Metazoa; Arthropoda; Insecta; Hemiptera; Aphididae
Source: the annotation of a GenBank genome assembly